AUUACUUUCUGGGCUUGAAACUUUAGGUGUCCUGAACACUAUAAAAGAAAACCCUGUUGCCUGUAGAAAGGCUUUCAUUCACAGUGAGGAAUCAGAGUUGACAUCAGAAAGAUUAAAGACAAUAUUCCAUGUGGACUUCAGUGAGAAGGGCAGUAAUAAAAGAAGCACUGAAGAAGUUGUGCUGUCACAGUUUUUUGAUUAUCUUAUAGAUGUUGAAGAGGGAGAAACGAAAUGCACAUUACGUGAUAUUUUGGUAUUUACGAGUGGAGCAUCGAGUAUACCAAUUACCAGUUUCACUGAGAUGCCAGCACUGUUUCCUGCACAGUGCUGACAAUUAUCCAACAGCCAACACAUGUUCUAUAGUCCUUAGACU
Messenger RNA from Anneissia japonica, 373 nucleotides. Its product is annotated as G2/M phase-specific E3 ubiquitin-protein ligase-like. Lineage: Eukaryota; Metazoa; Echinodermata; Crinoidea; Comatulida; Comatulidae. The annotation marks the transcript as partial. The record is from RefSeq and is a predicted model, not a curated record. The transcript is spliced from 2 exons.